GUUGUCACCGUAAGGAAAACUUCGGAUGUUGCAGAUCUGAAACAUAAAGGCAAAUUGGUGGAGAAACUCUGCAGGUCUGGCAGCAUCUGUGGAAGGAAGUAUGAAGUUAACAUUUCGAGCCCAGACAUCCCGACAGCUCGCAGCUGAUCUUUCACCGCAGUUUUAACACUUCUGUUGGAUGGGACCGGUCCUUCUCUGGUUCUGCAUGGUGGAUAUUAUUUGCAACACACCUUUCCUUGGUGCUAUGGGGGAUCAUUGCAAAAAGAAGCACGGAGUUGCCAUGUGUGUAGGGUGUGGGAGCCAGAUCCAUGACCAGUUCAUCCUGCGGGUCUCCCCCGAUUUGGAGUGGCAUGCCGCCUGUCUGAAAUGCGCCGAGUGCAGCCAGUACCUGGAUGAAACUUGCACUUGUUUUGUGAGGGACGGCAAGACUUACUGCAAGAGGGAUUACAUUAGGUUAUUCAGUACCAGGUGUACCAAGUGUAAUCUGACUUUCAGCAAGAGCGAUUUUGUGAUGAAAGCCCGGAGCCGUGUCUACCACAUCGACUGUUUCCGCUGCGUAGCCUGCAGCAGGCAGCUCAUCCCCGGCGAUGAGUUCGCCCUCAGGGAGGAUGAGCUUUUCUGCCGGGCCGAUCAUGACGUGGUGGAGAGGGCCUCGGCCGGGGGCGACCCACUUAGCCCUGUCCCAAACAGCAGAUCCCUCCAGAUGGCAGCGGAACCCAUUUCGGCUCGGCAGCCAUCCCUGAGGCCUCAUGUUCACAAGCAACAAGAGAAGACAACGCGGGUAAGGACGGUUCUGAACGAGAAGCAACUGCACACAUUACGGACCUGCUACGCAGCCAACCCCAGGCCGGACGCUCUGAUGAAGGAGCAGCUGGUGGAAAUGACCGGCCUCAGUCCCAGGGUCAUCCGGGUUUGGUUUCAAAACAAACGUUGUAAGGACAAAAAGAAAAUCACCCUCAUGAAGCAAAUUCAGCAACAGCAACACAGCGAUAAAACUAGCCUGCAAGGUUUGACGGGGACGCCGAUGGUAGCGGGCAGCCCUAUCCGACACGAUGCCCAAGGCAACGCGGUGGAAGUCCAGUCCUACCAAGCGCCCUGGAAAGCGCUCAGUGAGUUUGCACUUCAGAGUGAACUGGACCAGCCGGCCUUCCAGCAGCUGGUAACUUUCUCAGAAUCCGGUUCUCUGCCCAACUCCUCUGGAAGUGAUGUGACCUCUCUGUCCUCUCAGUUGCCCGACACCCCGAACAGCAUGGUGCCAAGCCCCGUGGAGACGUGAGGCGUGAGACCGAGACGUUUACAGAGCCGGCUACCGCAUGCCCCCGAAAACCCGCAUGAUCAAAGCGCUGCUCCAAGCAACACGACGCUCCCUCGCUACCGGUUUUAUAUCUAUCGCCAAACAUAUAAAAUAUAUCACAGAGACUCGCGAUGACUGCCAAAAACCGAAAUGCACAUGGAAGUUUUUCUGAACAAAAAAACUGCCACCACAGAAUUUGUCCUUGAAUCUACUCGUUGUAAAUAGAUUUUCACGGAGGCCAAAUUCCUUAUCCCCGAGAGGGGGAUGGAUGGUUACCGCCUGAGGAUUAUGCUCUAAUGCGCAAGGACUGAAAAUUAUUCUUUUUGUUUUUUUUUAAGAAAAGAAGUGCUUCAUGAAAUCAGCUGGAAAAAUAUUGCAUCUCACACCAUUUCUUCAAGUUAACACUGGCAGUGUUCCCCUUCAAUUCUAAAAGGUGCCCAGUUCAUUUCAGAAACUAAUCCCCGCCCCGUUCGCUGUUUCAAAGAAAGAAAGACAGAAGCAAUCGGCUUCAUGAUCACUUGGAGAAGAAAAUCGUUUACCGUGCGGAAGUUUUUGUUGUUUUUUAACACACGAGUUGUAAAGUAUGUAUGUACCAAAUGGGCCGGCGAAAGACGAUGUGAACCUCUUAAAGGAACGAAGUAAGUUAUUGCUAUUUAUUGUAAG
Stegostoma tigrinum is the source of this 1957-nucleotide messenger RNA. RefSeq names its product insulin gene enhancer protein ISL-2-like. NCBI's taxonomy places the organism in Eukaryota, Metazoa, Chordata, Chondrichthyes, Orectolobiformes, Stegostomatidae. Gene Ontology annotation, biological process: positive regulation of transcription by RNA polymerase II; axonogenesis; neuron fate specification. The transcript is spliced from 7 exons. Gene Ontology annotation, molecular function: cis-regulatory region sequence-specific DNA binding; DNA-binding transcription factor activity, RNA polymerase II-specific. Gene Ontology annotation, cellular component: nucleus. Bases 179 to 1276 code for a protein of 365 amino acids. The record is from RefSeq and is a predicted model, not a curated record.